UCUAAUCAGUGGUUUCAUUUGUCACAUCUCAAAUUAUUAUUAUUAUUAUUAUAAUAACAUAGUAAUAAUAAUGUUUAAUCCAAUAUAAAGAUAUAUAUUGUAUAUAUAUAUAGAGAGAGAGACCAGACAUAAAGCCACCUGGAUUUCAUGUUCAAUCACAGAGCUUAAAUGAUUUAAUGUAGCAUGAAAACAAAUGGCUUACCACAAUCUAUGUUAUUUGAAUCCUGUUCACCCCACAGCAGCGGCAGCCCUCUUCGUGGAUUUGCAUUUCUCUGGUUUAACACACCAACACUCUUUGGUAAUUCAUCUUGUGAAGGUAUCAAUUCCCCAGGCUACACACUGUGGAGUUAAGGAGAAAGCCUUUGUUGAUUUUAUGAUGGCGUCCAACAACACAGCACUCUUCUCCUCUGCUUGUGCCUCUCUCAGCCUUGAGACCAUCAAUGAGGUGGUCUCGUUUUUUUACUUCUUCAUGUUCCCCAUCGCGUUACUGCUCAAUGGGGUGGCGGCGUGGGUGUCUUUGCACCUCCGGUCCACAUCUACCUUCAUCGUGUAUCUCAAAAACCUGGUGGCUGCUGACCUGCUCAUGACACUGACCCUCCCAUUGAUGGCAGCCAGCAAGCUACCUGGAGCAAUGAUUGAGUUACGGAUGUUUAGCUGCCGUUACUCUGAUGUCAUUUUCUACAACUGUUUGUAUACAAGCAUUACUUUAAUGGGUCUUAUCAGCCUUGACCGAUUCUUCAAAAUUGUAAGACCAUGUGGAAAGGUGUUAGGACAAAACGUGGUCUUCAGUCUUGUAAUGUCCACCUUGGUUUGGGUGGUGUUGUUUGGCACAACAGUCAUACCAACUAUCAUUCUGACUAACCGGGAUCCUGAUAACACAACAGAUGAUUUAUGUAUGUCCCUGAAAAGUCCAGCUGGUCGGUCUCUUCACAAGUAUGUGGUUCUGUCUAUGGAGAUUCUCUUCUGGCUUGUCAGUAUACUGAUUGUAUUUUGCUACAUCUGCAUCACCCUAAAAGUCUUGAAGUCCUUCAGAAACUCCGGGAGCAACAAUAGCCACGGAAAGAAAAAGACCAAGCUACGAGUCUUCUUGAUCCUCCUUGUGUUUUUUGUGUGUUUUGUGCCUCUUCACGUGAUGCGUAUUCCAUUCACACUAGAUGAAAUCUUUGACAUUGAUAGAUGUGAUCAAAUGUGGGUGGCAAUAGUCCAUAGAUUUGCCCUGUGGGUCUCUACCACUAAUGCCUGCCUGGACCCUAUUCUCUACAUCUACCUGUGCAGGGAGUACAGAGACAAACUGGUCAACUUGAUGAAAGCUCGAGGGGUCUGUGUCAGGUUAUAAUCUGGUGAAAGGGAGGAGACUUCCCAGUAAAGAGGAAGUCAGUUAUUAGUCAAUACAUGUUGGAUAUAAUUAUUUUAGAGACAAAUAAGAUGUCUUCAGUCACAAAUUAGGGUUUUGUUUUUCUUUUAUGGACAAUAAGGAAUAGGUUAGGUAGCAAGAGAGCUUUUAGAAGACUUGCAGUAACUUCUGAGUUUUAUGUUGUACUGCCCUCUAGUGACCUAGUGAGGAUUAUCAUCUGUUGAGACUAAAGGGAUACUAAGAGAAACGAGGUAGAAACAUGACUUAUGAUAAAUAUGUCAAUUUCACUGCAAAAAAUACACUGCAAAUAAAUUACUAUAUUCUAAAUCAAGUGAGUUUGCCGUUUGAACACACCUAUACUGUUAUAUGUUAAUAUGUUAAAUCUCAGUGGUCAUGUUUAUUAUUAUUGUGUAUAGUAUAUUGUGUAUUUGUACUGUGUGUGUGUAUAUAUAUACAAUCCCAUAUCGAGGUGUUAUUGUGAGACCUAUAUCAAUAAAUUUGAGUUUGACGUUG
Messenger RNA from Dicentrarchus labrax (European seabass), 1867 nucleotides. RefSeq names its product P2Y purinoceptor 13-like. The record is from RefSeq and is a predicted model, not a curated record. Gene Ontology annotation, cellular component: membrane. Lineage: Eukaryota; Metazoa; Chordata; Actinopteri; Moronidae. The transcript is spliced from 2 exons. Gene Ontology annotation, biological process: G protein-coupled receptor signaling pathway; negative regulation of adenylate cyclase activity. Gene Ontology annotation, molecular function: G protein-coupled purinergic nucleotide receptor activity. The coding region runs from base 194 to 1336 and encodes 380 amino acids.